AUAACAAGAAGAGAAAGAGAAAACCCAUUCAUAAACCCUAUCAUUAUAAACCCCCCAACUCCCACUAACUCUACAUAUUCAUUCACUCACUCUCCCGCAAACAACGCACCAAAUUGUGGAUGGCCACCGCUACUUCUCAAUCGCUUCGAUUCCCUUCUGCUUCGCUCUCUCUCUCUUCUAAGCUUCCUCUAUCCUCCGUCUUCUCCGUGUCCCUGCGCCCUCGCCGUCGCACUUCCCGCUCUCUCGUAGUUCUUGUUUCCGCCGGCCUCGACGCCAAGCCCACCGUUCUCGUUGCCGAGAAGCUCGGAGAAGCAGGCCUUAAGCUCCUCAAAGACUUCGCCAACGUCGAUUGCUCCUACAAUCUCAGUCCUGAGGAGCUAUGCACCAAGAUCUCGCUCUGCGACGCGCUCAUCGUGCGUAGUGGUACCAAGGUUUCGCGCGAGGUAUUUGAGUCCUCCGGCGGGAGACUCAAGGUCGUUGGUAGAGCCGGAGUCGGAAUCGAUAAUGUGGAUCUGGCCGCCGCCACCGAGCAUGGAUGCUUGGUCGUCAAUGCUCCCACCGCUAACACCGUCGCCGCCGCCGAGCACGGGAUCGCGCUCUUGGCUGCCAUGGCGAGGAACGUCGCUCAGGCCGAUGCGUCUGUUAAAGCGGGGAAAUGGCAGAGGAAUAAGUACGUUGGAGUGUCCCUGGUUGGGAAGACACUUGCUGUGCUGGGAUUUGGGAAGGUUGGUUCUGAAGUUGCUCGCCGUGCCAAGGGGCUUGGUAUGAAUGUCAUUGCACAUGACCCUUAUGCUCCAGCAGAUCGUGCUCGAGCUAUUGGCGUGGAGCUUUUGAGCUUUGAAGAGGCCAUUGGCACUGCUGAUUUCAUCUCUUUGCACAUGCCACUCACGCCUGCCACAUCAAAGAUGCUCAAUGACGAGACUUUUGCAAAGAUGAAAAAAGGAGUUCGCAUAGUUAAUGUUGCUCGUGGAGGGGUCAUUGAUGAGGAUGCACUUGUUAGGGCACUGGAUUCUGGAAUUGUGGCUCAGGCAGCUCUUGAUGUUUUCACAGAGGAACCACCCCCAAAAGACAGCAAGUUGAUUCAGCACGAGCAAGUAACUGCAACACCUCAUCUUGGUGCCAGUACCAUGGAAGCUCAGGAAGGUGUGGCUAUUGAAAUAGCAGAAGCUGUUGUUGGGGCACUGAAAGGGGAGCUUGCUGCUACUGCAGUCAAUGCACCAAUGGUUCCCUCAGAGGUGUUAACUGAAUUAAAACCAUUUGUUGAUCUUGCUGAGAAACUGGGUAGGCUGGCUGUCCAGCUGGUGGCAGGAGGAAGUGGUGUAAAAACAGUAAAGGUCACUUAUGCUUCCUCUAGGGCCCCUGAUGAUCUUGACACUCGCCUUCUUCGUGCCAUGAUAACAAAGGGUCUGAUCGAGCCCAUAUCCAGUGUUUUUGUGAACCUGGUUAAUGCUGAUUUCACUGCCAAACAAAGAGGGCUUAGGUUUACCGAGGAGAGAGUUAUUCUUGAUGGUUCCCCUGAGAAUCCACUUGAAUUCAUUCAGGUCCAGAUUGCUAAUGUGGAAUCCCGAUUUGCUAGUGCCAUAUCAGACUCUGGGGAGAUCAAGGUUGAGGGUAGGGUGAAAGAUGGUGUCCCCCAUCUGACGAAGGUUGGCUCUUUUGAAGUUGAUGUGAGUUUGGAAGGUAGCAUUAUACUAUGUAGGCAGGUAGAUCAACCUGGCAUGAUCGGAAAGGUUGGGAGUAUUUUGGGUCAGGAGAACGUGAAUGUCAGCUUCAUGAGUGUAGGAAGGAUUGCUCCACGCAAGCAAGCUGUAAUGGCAAUUGGAGUGGACGAACAACCUAGAAAGGAAACUUUAAAGAAGAUUGGAGAAAUCCCUGCUAUUGAAGAGUUUGUCUUCCUGAAGUUGUAAGAGGAAAUGGUUGUCUCAGUUUUUUUAAAAUGUAAUUUGGAUUGGGCAUGGUUGCCGGAUGUGCCCAGUUUUGAUGCAUCAUCAUGACAGAGUGUAGCGAUAAAUUUAGGUCGACUUGGAAAAUAACUGACCAUGCAAUGGAUAGUGUGGUUUGAUGAGUAAUGGUUACUUAUCCAUUUUGCUUUCUUAUUUGAAAAUAAAGAGAAUAAUAAAUGUUUGAAGCUUCAAAGAAUUACUAAUAAUAUUUUAAAUUUUCUCUUG
This is a messenger RNA of Abrus precatorius (Indian licorice), 2168 nucleotides long. RefSeq names its product D-3-phosphoglycerate dehydrogenase 1, chloroplastic. Gene Ontology annotation, cellular component: chloroplast stroma. The transcript is spliced from 5 exons. Gene Ontology annotation, biological process: L-serine biosynthetic process. Lineage: Eukaryota; Viridiplantae; Streptophyta; Magnoliopsida; Fabales; Fabaceae. Bases 120 to 1907 code for a protein of 595 amino acids. Gene Ontology annotation, molecular function: phosphoglycerate dehydrogenase activity; NAD binding. The record is from RefSeq and is a predicted model, not a curated record.